Molecule: messenger RNA, 1308 nt
Organism: Bathycoccus prasinos
Lineage: Eukaryota; Viridiplantae; Chlorophyta; Mamiellophyceae; Mamiellales; Bathycoccaceae
Exons: 1
Coding region: 1-1308 (435 amino acids)
Source: RefSeq, a predicted model, not a curated record
AUGUCCUCCUUUCCCUCUUCUUUCUCAUCAUCAUCAUCGUCGUCAUCUCAAAUCAGACUCUUUCUCGCGGGCGAUUUCAUGCCUGGACGAGGUGUCGAUGCGGUCAUGCCUUCACCUUGCGCUCGGGAAAUCCGCGAAGGAUUCUGCAAAGAUGCGUUCGAUUACGCGCGAUUGGCAGAACAAAAACAAAAAAGACGUUUUGCAGAUACGAAGAAGAAAGUUUCCGCGCGAGAUGUGCUCGGAGAAGUCGCCAAAGUCAUCGAGAGGUUUGAACCUCACGCGAGAAUGCUCAAUCUGGAAACCAGCGUGACGAAAAAGUCGUCGUUUUAUCCGCACAAAGGCAUCAACUACCGCGCAUCCGAGGAGAACAUGUUCGCGUUGUUGGAUGUUUUAAAACCAGAUAUCGUUUCCUUGGCGAACAACCACGCGAUGGAUUUUUCGAGAGAAGGGAUGGAGGAUACGUUAAAAUUCUUCGAUUCGAUAGAAGGUAGCAGUGAUAAUGCGUCGCUCGGGUUGCGCGUGAAACGCAUCGGUGCCGGUUGGAACAUCGCAGAUGCGAUGAAACCGGCGGUGCUGGAAAACGUCUACCCGUACGGAUUCGCGCCGGCGAGGAACGAUAAGCGAGGCGUCGACGUCGCGGCGUUUGGGCUGUGCUUCGAAGACAGCGGCGUGCCUCGAGAGUGGCAGUCGACGGAACGAUCAAUGGGCGUGUUUUUGGCGACAGAGGAUGACAAAGUGCCGGAGCGCUUGUUGAGCGCGAUUGCAAAGAUGAAGAAAGAAUCCUCAAACAACGCGAUCGUCGUCGUGUCCGUACACUUCGGUUCGAAUUGGGGAUUUGAGGUUCCGAGAGCGCACGUGACCGCGGCAAAAGCGCUCGUCGAUGCCGGCGCAGAUAUAGUUCACGGUCACAGCUCCCAUCACGCGAAAACGGCUAUGCUGUACAAGAAAAAACUAAUCUUGUUUGGAUGCGGUGAAUUUUUCAACGAUUACGAAGGCAUUCGACCGCAUCCCGGCUUUCCCGAGACCUCGUACUUAGGGCACUUGCGUUUGCUCUAUUUCGUCGACGUCGACGCGAAAACGCACAAUUUUAGCAAACUAGAAAUUGUUUUGAUGCGUCAAAAGAUGUUCGCGCUGACGACGUUGGAAAAUCCUCGAGAAGAAGCCGAACAGUUCUUGGCAACUUUGAGGCAGCAAUACGCCGCGUUUGGGCAUUUGAAAUUGCAGCUGAAAGGGGACGGGACGACGUUGAUUGCCUGGCCGGAUGAUGCGGUCAGAUUGCGACGACGCUCUGACGAUGAUGAGCUGUGA